Messenger RNA from Brassica napus (rape), 1396 nucleotides. RefSeq lists its product as uncharacterized. Lineage: Eukaryota; Viridiplantae; Streptophyta; Magnoliopsida; Brassicales; Brassicaceae. The record is from RefSeq and is a predicted model, not a curated record. Bases 142 to 1221 code for a protein of 359 amino acids. The transcript has a single exon.
AAUUGUGGGUGUUCCUUCGAUGAGUAGUUGCUAAUCUUUAAAAAAUAAUUGUUUUGGAGAGAAAAUCACAUAUACUGCUGCGAGAUAUCUUUUGUGCAUCCAUGCUGGUAGAGAGCAUGCGUGGAAACAGUCUUUUGGGUGAUGCCCCUGACAAGAUUAGUUCCCGAUGCAUUCGGCGUGCUGACCAUCUGUCUAGUCGCUCUGCUUAUUCUCCUCGGUCUCCUUUGCAUCGCUUACUCCUUCUACUUCCAGUCUCACGUUCGUAAGCAAGGCUUUAUUCAGCUUGGUUACUUCACCGGUCCUUGGAUUAUUCGCAUCAUCUUCAUUUGCUUUGCUAUCUGGUGGGCUGUUGGUGAGAUUUUCCGGUUGAGUUUGUUUAGGCGCCACAGAAGGCUAUUGAGUGGGUUGGAUCCGACAUGGCAAGAAAACGUCUGCAAGUGGUACAUCGUUUCGAAUCUUGGGUUUGCAGAGCCUUGCCUCUUUCUGGCACUCAUGUUUCUUCUGCGUGCUCCUUUGAAGAUGGAUUCAGGGGCUAUGAGUGGGAAAUGGAACAGGAACACGGCAGGCUAUAUUAUUCUGUAUUGUCUACCGAUUCUUGCUCUUCAACUUGCGGUUGUUUUAUCCGAGUCACGCCUAAACGAUGGUAGUGGCUCUUAUGUAAAGCUGCCACACGACUUCACAAGAACCUAUUCCCGAGUCACUAUAGAUCACGACCAGGUUGCGUUAUGCACGUAUCCUCUUUUGAGUACCAUUCUCCUCGGUGUGUUUGCAGCCGUACUAACAGCUUACUUGUUCUGGCUUGGAAGACAGAUACUGACACUGGUGAUCAAUAAGCGUUUGCAGAAGAGAGUAUACACUUUGAUAUUUUCUUUCUCCAGUUUUCUUCCGUUGAGGAUUGUUAUGCUCUGUUUGUCGGUACUCACAAGAGCAGACAAGAUUUUAUUCGAAGCCCUUUCCUUCUUGGCCUUCUUGUCCCUCUUCUGCUUUUGCGUUGUUUCCAUUUGCUUGCUUGUCUACUUCCCGGUGUCAGAUUCAAUGGCCCUGAGAGGUCGAAGGGACAUGGAUGAAGAUGAUAGGGCUGUGACUGAAGAACGCUGUGGUGCUUUGUUGCUUGCACCACAGAAGGAGGAUAGCUUGAGCAUAACAGGUCGGAGAGACUCAAGGUCUUCUUCACAGGAGAGGUAUGUGGAACUCAGCCAAUUUCUUGAAGCUGGGAACUAAAAUCGUCAAAGGCUACUUCUUUGUGGCCUAACUCAUCAGAUCAUUCAGCCAUGUUAGCUCUGUUAGACAAUCCAAACACACAUAAAGAUCAGCAGAUAAAUAGUCUCAAGUCAUAGCAUAAUAAUAAAAGUGCAAACACAAAUCCAAAUUGUCUGAAAAUAAAAAGAAAACAUAG